AUGUGUGAACGCUUUAUCGAUGGUUUGAGCUAUGAGCUGCAGAGAGCGGUGCAACCGCUUGGGCUGAAUCGUUAUCAAGUGCUGGUGGAAAAGACUAAGGUAGUUGAGGCGAUUUACAAUCAAAGGAACAAGUACCAGGGUCAGAACAAGUCGAAUCAAGGAAGUGGAGGUCCAGCUAGGACUGAUCAAGGCAGAAAUGACAAGGGCAAGAACUACCAAAAGAAGUCGUACCAACGUCCUCAAGGAAAGGGAACAACUUUUGGGUCCUCUCGACCCUCUGGGGGAAAUGGUAAUACUCCUGCAAUCGAUCGCGAGAAUGUGACCUGUUUCAAGUGCAACAAGAAAGGGCAUUAUGCUAAUCAAUGUCCUGACAGACCCCCGACAUGUUGGAAUUGCAAUAAGCCAGGUCAUACUGCCAGGGAUUGCAGGGUUCCUAAAGUCGAAGCUGCUGUGAAUGCUGCUAGAGCUCAACGACCUACGACUAGGGCAAGAGUCUAUAUGAUUGAUGGAGCUGAGACUGAGGCAGCUGAUGGCUUGAUCCGCAGUGCUUGUGAGAUUGCAGACCCCGGACUCGCAGAGUUCUUGAAUACUUACUUUUCGAAGCUCUCUUUGAAAGAAGGAGCUUUGAGAUCUCUCUUGGCGACUACUGUGGUGGAUGCUAAGACAAAUGGAGUGCAAGGAGUAGAAGUCGUGCAAGACUUCGAAGAUGUUUUUCCCGAGGAUGUUCCUGGAAUACCCCAGUCAGAGACAUAG
Molecule: messenger RNA, 753 nt
Organism: Lotus japonicus
Lineage: Eukaryota; Viridiplantae; Streptophyta; Magnoliopsida; Fabales; Fabaceae
Exons: 2
Coding region: 1-753 (250 amino acids)
Biological process (GO): positive regulation of cytoplasmic translation
Cellular component (GO): cytoplasm
Molecular function (GO): mRNA binding; zinc ion binding; translation regulator activity
Source: RefSeq, a predicted model, not a curated record